AUGAGAACCAUGAGGCCCAACCUCCACUUGAACCUGAACCCGACCAGUUUGGUCGGAACCAAGAGCCCGGCGUCCGGGUUCGUCACCCCGAUAGACCAGAUGCAUCCGAGCACGCCGUCACUACGCUCGGGCUCGGUAUAUUCGUGCAAUUCAGAUGACGAUAUGGAGAUGGUAACACCAACAUCCACAGCUGUUUCUAAGUGCAAUUCGUUCGGUUCGGUGGCGAGUUUUGCCAGUUCCAUGUCGCUACAGGAUAUCCACAUCAACUACGAUCGCCAGUUUGACGAACUCAUUCUCCAGACAUACCAAUCAUACUCUACCAGGCCGGACAUCACUCCGUUCAACCCUCGCUUUCCCCCGUCGGGAAUUGCCCACAAAGUUUCUAAAGAAGUGUAUCACUACCUGACCAAGCACGGAAUCCGCAUAGAUGCCCAGCAAGACUCGCUGCCGCCCCAGAACCAGACGCUGAUGAUCAUCAGGAAGAGGCUUUUUGAACUGUGCCACGACGACUCUGGAUUGACAAGACAGAACUCAGCAACCGGCGUAAGUUCUGCUCCCCAACAACGUCUUAGUCAGACUUCACAACCAUCAGGCUCGACUGCUCACAAACCAUCUUGGCUGCACUACAACCCCACCUUCAGUUUGACCCGUGGCUCCAGUACCGAUUCGCUGGUUGAAAGCGUUCCUCAGAACAUCCAGGCGCGCAGUUCAGCCAUGCCAUUGCCUCGCAAACAGAGCUUUUCACAGUUUGCGCAAUUCCCACAAUACGCGCAGGAUUACCAGUACACUCCGCCUUCGUCCACGGAUGCGGAUGAUGAGUUCACCUUUGAACGCAAGCAAGCUUUGCAGAGUCCCUUCCAAGAAAGUCAGUUCAACUUCAAGCAUCAUCCAGCUCACAGGAGGCUAGAUGUGAGUGACAUCGAGGUUGAUCCACUUUAUAAUGCUACUUCGCAGCGAAAGCGUGAUUCGCUAAAGCUGAAGAGGAACAUGAAGUGA
This is a messenger RNA of Kuraishia capsulata CBS 1993, 996 nucleotides long. RefSeq lists its product as uncharacterized. Bases 1 to 996 code for a protein of 331 amino acids. The record is from RefSeq and is a predicted model, not a curated record. NCBI's taxonomy places the organism in Eukaryota, Fungi, Ascomycota, Pichiomycetes, Pichiales, Pichiaceae. The transcript has a single exon.